Messenger RNA from Eleginops maclovinus (Patagonian blennie), 924 nucleotides. RefSeq names its product olfactory receptor 6N2-like. Gene Ontology annotation, cellular component: membrane. The record is from RefSeq and is a predicted model, not a curated record. Gene Ontology annotation, molecular function: G protein-coupled receptor activity; odorant binding; olfactory receptor activity. The transcript has a single exon. The coding region runs from base 4 to 924 and encodes 306 amino acids. Gene Ontology annotation, biological process: G protein-coupled receptor signaling pathway; detection of chemical stimulus involved in sensory perception of smell. Lineage: Eukaryota; Metazoa; Chordata; Actinopteri; Perciformes; Eleginopidae.
UUGAUGGAUGUUCAAUUCAAUGUGACAUAUAUAACUCUGGAGGGGCAUGUGGAGGUGCACAGAUACAGAUAUCUUUAUUUUGUGAUCAUGUUUACAGUGUAUGUUCUGAUCCUCUGCAGCAAUUCCACUAUUGUGAGCAUCAUUGUUAUUCACAGGAACCUCCAUGAGCCUAUGUACAUGUUCAUUGCUGCUUUGAUGGUUAACUCUGUUCUCUUCAGCUGUGCUAUCUAUCCAAAGCUUCUGCUGGACUUUCUAUCAGAGAAACAGGUCAUAUCCUACACAGCCUGUCUCAUUCAGUACUUUCUUUAUUACUCUUUAAGCGGUACAGAAUUCUUCUUGUUGGCAGCCAUGUCCUAUGACAGAUACGUGUCUAUAUGUAAACCUCUGCAAUAUCCAAAUAUAAUGAGAACAACCACUGUGAAUAUGCUCCUGAUCCUAGCUUGGCUGCUGCCUGCCUGUCAGGUUUCAGUUCCGAGGUUAGUGAGCGCUAAUAAGAAACUCUGCAAGUUCAAUUUGAAAGGAGUUAUUUGUAACAGCACAGUUCAAACACUUUAUUGUGGGAGUUCAAGGGUGGUAAAUAUAUAUGGCACUGUCAUUCUUGUAGUUUCUGUAAUUUUCCCUGUGCUCUUCAUUCUUGUUACCUACAUUAGGAUAGUUAUAGUCUGCUAUAGAAGCAGUAAGGAGGUCAGGAGGAGAGCUGCACAGACCUGUUUACCCCACCUGCUGGUGCUCCUUAACUUCACCUGUUUAAUUGCAUUUGAUGUUAUUAUUACCCGACAGAAAACUGAUUUCCCCAAAACUGUACGUUUAAUAAUGUCGUUGCAAGUACUGUUGUAUCAUCCUCUCAUUAAUCCCAUCAUCUACGGUCUGAAAAUGACAGAGAUUUAUAAACACCUGAAGAGAUUGUUCUGCAAACGUGUCUAA